This is a messenger RNA of Desarmillaria tabescens, 2623 nucleotides long. RefSeq names its product aryl-alcohol oxidase. Lineage: Eukaryota; Fungi; Basidiomycota; Agaricomycetes; Agaricales; Physalacriaceae. Gene Ontology annotation, molecular function: flavin adenine dinucleotide binding; oxidoreductase activity, acting on CH-OH group of donors. The coding region runs from base 472 to 2232 and encodes 586 amino acids. The record is from RefSeq and is a predicted model, not a curated record. The transcript is spliced from 10 exons.
GUGUCGGGUUUCCGGGCUUCGGGAAUUGUCGAUGUUCAUAUAGCGACCCGCCAUUCCGUUCUCAUAUUUGCAUACGACCAUAACCUAUAUCACUUGUCUUCCUGUACUGAGCAGCCUUCGUAUGGAUGAAGACGACCUUUAUACUAAAAUUUAUAGGUCCACUGAUGCCGCGUCCUCUAUUGGGGAAAUGGGAGCGCUCAGUCCAUAUAAAGAUGGAUCCCCUUUGGAGCGCCUCCUUCCUCCCUCACUGCCUCGCUGUUUCAUGUCGGUGCUCCCUUCCACUCCGACAAGUAUCCACACGAGAUCCGCCUAUGCCAAGGUAUCCCAAACCUUAGCCACGACUCCAAACUUAGCAUCCAAACACGGCGCAUGCUCUCUUCAAGACCGCCUCUUACGGCAUCCUUUACUGCGCCAAUUCAGAUACUUUAUUCUUAAAAGCAUGCAUGCAACUGGUGUUUCUCCCCAUGUGUCAUGUUUUUCCACCUUCUCUUCCUAGCGCCUGUAUGCUCAGCAGCGAUAUACGAAAGACUUACAGACAUCCCGACACAAGACUUUGACUAUAUCAUUGUGGGAGGUGGAACAGCAGGGAACGUCCUCGCCAACCGUCUGACGGAACAAAAAAAUACGUCGGUGCUUGUUCUCGAAGCGGGGCAAUCAACCACCGACGUCCUGUUAUCGCAAGUACCGUGGUUUUGCACGUCGGCUACGCCCCAAACAUCGGUAGACUGGAACUUUACCACCACCCCCCAGUCUGGCUAUAAUGGGCGGUCUAUUGCUUAUGGGAGGGGGUUUGGAUUGGGCGGGAGUAGCGCCGUUAAUUAUAUGACAUACACGCGUGGUUCGGCGCAGGACUACGAUCGAUAUGCGAGUGUCACAGGGGACCAGGGGUGGGGAUGGAAUCUGAUGCGGCCGUACAUUUUAAAGACUGAACGAUUCGUCGCCCCUGCGGACCAUCACAAUACCACUGGCGAGUUCAUUCCUUCAAUUCAUAACUUCCACGGAAUGAAUUCCGUGUCACUCCCCGGGUACUCGCGUCCCAUCGAUGAACGGGUCAUGCAAACUACUGAGGAGCUCCCGGUUGAUUUUCCGUAUAACUCGGAUAUCAAUUCUGGGUAUCAUCUGGGUAUUGGCUGGCAUCAGAAGAGCAUUGGAAACGGGACGAGGAGUACUUCGGAAACGGCGUAUCUUGGUCCCGGGUAUAUCGACAGGGAGAACCUGCAUGUGCUCGUGCAUGCGUACGUGACUCGGAUACUCGUCUUGAACGCCUCAGAUUCGGGCAGUUAUCCGCGCUUUAAUGCUGUCGAGUUCACGCAGGAUGGCGGAGAGACGCUCCAGAUUGUUUCUAACCCCAACCUCAAAGAGAUCAUCCUCUCAGCUGGAUCAAUCGGUACACCUCAUAUCCUGCUCAACUCGGGUGUCGGUGACGCCGACGAGCUCUCUGCGCUGGGCGUCUCCUCUACGGUGCACCUUCCUGACGUUGGAAAGAACCUGACGGAUCACCCCCUAGUGAGCCUUGCUUGGACGGUCAAUGACACGAACACGCUAGAGAACGUGUACUGGAGGAACGAAUCGUUCCAAGCUGAGGCUCUAGAAGAAUGGCAAACGAAUCGAACAGGAUUCGUAGCCAAUACGUUUUCGAACCACCUCGGAUUCUUCCGUGUGGAGGAGGGCGUGUUGGAGACAGAACCAUGUGCGGGUGGGAGGACGGGGAGUAUUGAGUUGAUCUUCACGGGCGGUAUGGCUAGCGGAACCAUCCCGGCGACUGGGGACUAUAUGACAAUGUCGGUUGUUGUGGUUUGUCCUCUUUCUCGCGGAAGCGUCACGAUCAACAGCACCAACCACCUCGCACCUCCGCUUAUCAACCCCAACUUCUUGUCACAUCCCCAGGAUAUGACGGCCAUGCAGUAUGCCGUCCAGAAAGGCUUGAAGUUCGUGACAGCACCUGUAUGGGGAGAUUAUGUCCUCGGGCUGUCGACGAAUAUCACGGACCUGGAAGGGACCAUUCGCAACACAGCUAUUACGACAAACCAUCCAGUUAGUACCGCAAGUAUGUCGCCGCGCAAUGCGUCAUGGGGAGUUGUCGACCCGGAUCUGAAGCUCAAGCUGGCGAUGGGGGUGAGGAUUGUGGAUGCGUCUGUUCUGCCAUUUAUACCUGCAGGGCAUACGCAAGCGGCGGUGUACGCGUUUGCGGAGCGGGCGGCGGAUAUGAUAAAGGCAGGGAAUUCCUCUUAGAUGGUCGUUGCUGUUUCACGGUACUUUCGAGCCAAUUCACGGGAUCGCUGAAGUGGACCUUAGCGGAUGUCGAUGUCGAACCACAUGCGCUAUCUUGUUAAGGAUGGAGUUUCACAGCCACCAGUCACUGUUUUUAUUUUACAUUAUUUUGACCAUUAUUUACUUUACCGAUCGUUACCGUAAAAUUUUGGCUUCAUACCACCACCAUCUCACAUCAUGUACUCUGGAAUAUACCUGCGUCGCAACGGAUAGGGCCGGUUUUUUGAAAAAACACCUGUAAUUACAGGCGACAGUUUUUUAAUAAAAGCCUCUCUCCCCCAGGUCUUACGAAUGAUAAUUUCUUCGGAUGCUUGCGUGACAGAAGUUCUCCCGCAAGGAUCCGGACCUCCCG